Molecule: messenger RNA, 2793 nt
Organism: Pantherophis guttatus
Lineage: Eukaryota; Metazoa; Chordata; Lepidosauria; Squamata; Colubridae
Gene: SLC30A2
Product: solute carrier family 30 member 2
Biological process (GO): zinc ion transmembrane transport; response to zinc ion
Cellular component (GO): plasma membrane
Molecular function (GO): zinc ion transmembrane transporter activity
Source: RefSeq, a predicted model, not a curated record
UAAGAGGCGGCGGAGCAGGCGGGCGACCAGCUCCUUUCGGGAGGGAGGAAGGAAAGAAGGAAGGAAGGCGAGCGGGCGAAGGGAGCGCAGAAGAGCCGCGGCUCGGGGAAGGGCGCACCUGUUGGCGAAGGAUGAUGGAUGGCAAGCGCGGCGGGGUGGAAAAAAGCCACCUGCUCAACGGGGCGGAAAGCAGGUCCUAUUUAGGAGUCUCAGAAAAGGACUUCCAUGGUUCAGUGGUUGGCUUUGUACCUGGCCUCUCUUCUCUCGAGCUGGACCUCAUAGGAAACCUGCACUGUCACUCCAGCUGGGCAGCCAGCAAUGGCAACAACGCUGAGCAAAAACGAGCUCGUCGGAAGCUUUAUCUUGCUUCCGCCAUCUGCUUGAUCUUCAUGACGGGGGAAAUUGCAGGAGGGUACUUUGCACACAGCCUGGCUAUUAUGACCGAUGCAGCCCACCUAUUGACAGAUUUUGCUAGCAUGAUGAUCAGCCUUUUCUCUCUCUGGAUGGCAUCUCGGCAGCCUACUAAAACGAUGAAUUUUGGAUGGCACAGAGCAGAGAUUUUGGGAGCCCUGCUGUCCGUUCUCUCAAUCUGGGUGGUAACUGGGGUCCUAGUUUACCUGGCGGUCCAGAGACUGAUUUCUGGUGACUACGAGAUAGAAGGAGAUGCCAUGCUGAUCACUUCCGGCUGUGCUGUGGCUGUAAACAUCGUGAUGGGCAUUAUCUUACACCAAUCGGGACACGGUCAUAGCCAUCACAGUCUCAAUGAGGGGACACACAAUACUAGUGUGCGAGCUGCAUUUAUCCACGUCGUUGGAGAUCUUAUGCAAAGCAUUGGCGUUUUGGUGGCUGCCAUCAUCAUCUACUUCAAACCAGAAUAUAAAUACGUGGAUCCUAUCUGUACCUUUGUGUUUUCCAUCCUGGUCCUUGGAACGACAUUGAACAUCCUCCGAGAUGUUAUCCGUGUGCUGAUGGAAGGAACUCCAAAAAGCGUAGAGUUCAAUGACGUGAAGACCAUCCUGCUCUCCAUAAAUGGAGUGAAAGCAAUUCAUAGCCUCCACAUCUGGGCUCUAACAGUGUCACAGCCGGUGCUGUCGGUCCAUAUCGCAAUCAAUAAAGAUGCUGAUGCCCAGAUUGUCUUGAAGGAAGCCAGCUGCCAACUGCAAAAAGCUUUUGAUUUCCACACCACAACAAUCCAGAUAGAGAAUUAUUCAGAGGACAUGAAGGAUUGCCAAAAAUGCCAGAGCCCCUCAGACUGAUCCACUGUCGCCAAGUAAGCUGGAGAUGGAUGUUCAGCCAUGUUAAAGCUGCUACCUCAAAGUAUCCUAAGUAUAACUCGACUUACUGACUCCUUGUGGAUACAUCCUCCUUCUGGAAUCAUCCAAUUGAAAGUGCAAUUCUUAGUUUGCUUGAAAUGAAGCCAAAACCCUUCUUUUCCUUCCUUCCUUCCUUCCUUCCUUCCUUCCUUCCUUCCUUCCUUCCUUCCUUCCUUUCUUACUUACUGUUUUAUAAUAACAAAAUGGCAGGAAUUUCCUCUCUAUUUAUUUAUGUAGUUAUGGUAUCUGCUUUAUGCAUCAUUCCAUAUCUGCUUACUAGACAAAACUUCCUAAAGCACCUCUCAAGUUUUAAUUUCGAUCAAUAAGCACAACCUUAUAUUCACGAUUUGUAGAGGUCUCAUUGAUGUUCUAGAACCAGAACUCGUGCCCACAAAUACAGCACCUGUCUGUAAUAUCUUAGCUUUGUCCAUCUCUUUGUGAUUUUAGGAUAAAUGCAUUUGGUUUAAGAAGUUGCAGAUGAAUCGUACCCUCAUCUGAAUGCUUCUUUUUGCCUCCCAACUGAAAGUUCCUCACAAGCCUAUUUCAUGCUCACACUGGAACUAUUGCCAUUAAUUUUUUAUAUGAUUUUUAUUGAAACUUUUGAAAAAGAAAAAAAACUAAUGUAAGGGAAAGAAGAAAAAAGGAAAGAAAAGAAAGCAAAAUGUUCAAGAAAAGAAAACAAAGUUAAGAAAACUAAAAAAAGAAAGAAAAAGAUACAAAGAAGUGGUUUCCAAUUCUCUUCAUAGCAAUUACUAUAAUUAUAUUUCAGCCUCUCUCUCUAAAGAUACUUUAUCAUGCUCUAGAUUCUAUAAUCUGUCUAAUCAUCAAAGCCAUAAAUCACGUUUGUUUUUUUAUUUUUGCGCAAAAAAUCCAUAAGAGGUUUCUAAUCACCAGUAAAUGUAAAUAGUGUCAUUUGUCUAAUAAAACAAGAUAAUUCAUAUAUUUUAGCAAGUUCUGUCAAAUUUCACCAAAAUUCCUCCAUAGUCAAGAGUGUUGAAUAUUUCUUUCUCUGUGCUUAUUAGUCUCACCUAAUAAUCAUAUAUUGAAAUAAUUCAGCUCUUGAAGUACUGAACAGAGACGUAAGACAGCCCGAGAGAAUUAUAGGAGUUAAGAUUUAAAAAGAAACAUAAAAGCUCUGGACAUUUGCAGGUGAUUUGGUGUUAAUUUUAAAAGAUCCACUAGAGGGAGUAGAAACAAUGGGAAAAAUAAAGGACUCUGGUACAUUUUUAGCAGGUUUUAAGAUUAAUAAUCAGAAGGGAAAGAUGCUAACAAAAAUAUUGAAAUUAGAAAAUCAAAUAUAACUGAUGAAGAAAACUGGUUUUAAGAUGGAGAAAAAAGUAAAAUACUUGGGAAUUACUGUGACAAAUAUGAAUUGUAUGUUAUUUCAAAAUAAUAGGACACAAAAUGCCAAUUGAAAAAUAAAUUUCACACUGUUGGGGCAAAUUUCUUGUUAAAAAUGAAUGUUUUGCCACGAACGAUG